Molecule: messenger RNA, 3447 nt
Organism: Dovyalis caffra
Lineage: Eukaryota; Viridiplantae; Streptophyta; Magnoliopsida; Malpighiales; Salicaceae
Source: the annotation of a GenBank genome assembly
AUGUCAGUAUCUUCAACUUUGAAGCUAUUCUUUUCUUCCUUCCUGCCUAAGGCAGGUUUGAUAGUCAAUAUCUCAGGUCAGAAAGGCGAAACAAUGGCCAAGAGAGAGUGUCAUGUCAAGAAGGAAAAGCUUCCUGGUAGAGAAUUAAUAAAUGUGGUGUUUGCUUGGUCUGUUCAAGAUGUGCUCAACAAAGGUUUCUACAGAAACCAGGUAGAGAAAAUACCAGAAUCAUUUAUGUCAAAAGCUCAUUACAUGAAGUCAUUCAUUCCCCCUCUGCUUGAGGAAACACAUGCUGAUUUGUUUUCAAGCACAGAAUCACUGGCUGGUGCACCAAGAUGUAAAAUAUUAUCUGUGAGGAAACCUAAGAGCUAUAAUCCAGCAACAAAUGACUUGUUUUACAAAAUCACAGUGGAAAGAUCUUGGAGGGGAUAUGUGCCUUGGGUUGGAGAUCUUAUUGCGCUAACAAAUGUGAAACCAAAAUGCUUUUAUGAUCUAAUCAAUCCACAGCAAUCCUAUCUUGUUGCUUUUGUUCAUGCUGCAAAUGGAGGAAAUUUGUCAAUACUAUCCUCAAAGCCAAUCGAGGAUGAAGAAGGCUCGAGGAUGAAAGAAACAGUACUCUUUGCUGUUCGUUUGAUAAAUCUGACGACAAAUUUGCGUAUAUGGAAUGCGUUGAACUCGGAACUAGAAGGAAAGAACAUGAACAUUAUUGAGAAAGUGCUGCAAAAUAAUUUCACUAACACCUUACUUUUCAUCCCUGUUUAUGUUCAGUCUUCAUCACAUACUAUUCAUGUUGAGAAUUGUACUCUCUGCUCUUCUGGUGAAAAUAGCGGCGUUGCCUCUUCAUGCAUAAGGGACACAUUACCAUCUUUUAGUCUAAAUGACUCGCAAGAAGCUGCGGUUUUAAGCUGUAUUCACACCAUGGGAUGCUGUCAUCAACCUACUGUCAAAUUAAUAUGGGGUCCUCCCGGAACUGGGAAAACAAAGACCGUUGGUUUCUUGCUAUAUACUCUAUUAAGAAUGAAAUGCAGGACACUUACAUGUGCCCCGACCAACAUUGCAGUGUUGGAAGUGGCAGGCCGUGUUCUGAGUUCAGCGGUAGACUUAUAUGGAUAUGAAGGCUAUGGGAUGGGAGAUAUAGUCCUAUUUGGGAAUCAGAAGAGAAUGACGAUUGAAGAUCAUAAUGAACUUCUUCAUGUAUUUCUGGACAAUCGUGUUAACAUACUUGUUAGGUGUUUCGGCCCUUCUGGUUGGGAUUCUAGUUUAGAAUCCAUGAUAUCAUUGCUGGAACAUAUGGAAGAGCAGUUCCGUUUGUGGUUGCAGGAUGACAAUGAAGAGGAUGAAGAUGAUGAGAAGAUAAAUACAAUUCAAGAAAGGGAGGAAAAGAAAAACAAUCAAAGCAAUACGGAGACGAGAAGCAAGAAAAUUUGGAAGGAAAUUGAGAAAGCUGAUGUACAAGCCUUAAAAGAAAACGAAAAUAGGAAGAAACAGAAGGCAAGAUGUGAUCCUUUGACAUAUGGGAAAUCUUUAAGGAGAAGAUUCAAAUCCACCAGUGAGAGAUUAAAGUUCUGUAUUGUAAAUUUGUACAGUCACUUACCAACUUCUUUCAUUCCAUUAGAAGUGAUGAAGAACAUGAUGAGAGCUCUUGAUUUGGUGGAAUCUCUUGAAAUUUUAUUGCACAGAUUCAGUGUUGCCACUAAACAAUCAAAGCAGGCUCGUAAGGAAUGCAAGGAUGUGGGAAGCAGAUUUGACAACCAUAUGCAGCUUUGGAAUGUUGUAAAAGACUGUCUCAAUAGACUGAGAUUACUUCCACAAACAUUCGCUCUUCCACGUCUCAAAAGUAGAUUUGCCAUAAAGAAGUUUUGCCUGACAAAUGCAUGCUUGAUUUUCUGUACUGUGUCAUCCUCUGCCAAACUGCAUAUAAAAGGACUGGCACCUCUGCGUUUCUUAGUUAUCGAUGAGGCUGCUCAGCUCAAGGAAUGUGAAUCAACUAUUCCUUUACAACUCCCUGGUCUUCUCCAUGCUAUUCUCAUUGGAGACGAGCGACAAUUGCCUGCAAUGGUUAAUAGCAAGAUUUCUGAGAAGGCUCGAUUCGGUAGAAGUUUGUUUGAGAGGUUGAUAAAGAUAGGGUGCAAGAAACACCUUCUCAACAUUCAAUAUCGAAUGCAUCCAUCAAUAAGCUUAUUUCCCAACACAGAGUUCUAUGGCAGACGGAUUUUGGAUGGGCCAAAUGUGACAGAAACUGGUUACAGGAGAGAGUUCCUCAAAGGAAAAAUGUUUGGAUCCUAUUCUUUUAUAAAUAUAGCCCAUGGAAAAGAAGAUUUUGAUGAGCAUCGGAGCUGUAUAAAUUUUGUUGAGGUUGCUGUUGUUGCUGAAAUAGUUGGGAGCCUUUUCAAAGAAUUCCUUGCCGCGAAGAAGAAGGUUAGCGUCGGUGUCAUUUCACCAUAUGCAGCUCAAGUUUCCGCAAUUCAAGAGAAGAUUGGGAAAGGCAUUUCAGAUUCUCACAGUGACUUCUCCGUAAAUGUUCGUGCUGUUGAUGGUUUUCAAGGUGGUGAGGAGGAUGUAAUAAUUAUCUCUACUGUUCGAAGCAAUGAUAAAGGAUCAGUGGGCUUUGUUUCCAAUCGUCAACGAGCGAAUGUGGCACUGACUCGUGCAAGGCAUUGCCUUUGGAUAUUGGGAAAUGCAGCAAGUUUAGUUAGGAGUGACUCUAUUUGGAAGAAGUUAGUGAAUGAUGCCAAGGAUCGGCAAUGCUUCCAUAAUGCCGACGAGGACAAGAAUUUGGCUCAGGCUAUUACAGCUUCUUUGAUUGAGCUUGGCCAACAUGAUGUUUUGCUACAAACUGACUCUCUAUUGUUCCAGAACGCAAGAUGGAAGGUUUGUUUUAGCAAUGAUUUUCGGAGAUCUAUGGCAAGAGUUAGGAAAGUUGGAAUUUGUAAGGAAGUGCUUUCCCUAUUAGCAAAGCUUUCAAAUGGUUGGCGUCCGUCUCGCAAGAAGAGAAACCAAAUUGUUCAUAAAGGAAUUUGUGGUCCACUGUUAGAACAGCACAAAGUUGGAGAGCAACUGCAUCUGGUUUGGACUGUGGACAUUCAUUGCGAAAAUUCAUUUUACCUUCAAGUUUUGCAGGUUUGGGGUAUUUUACCAUCGUCUGAUAUACCGAAACUAGCCAUGAAUCUCGACACCUUAUUUAGGAAUUAUACAGAGGAGCUGAUGAAUUGCUGCUUAUAUAAAUGCAAGGAGGGGAAAUUGGUUGUUCCUAUGAGAUGGCCAGUGGAGACAAAUAGUUUCAGUGAUGCAAGCUGUUCUGAAGCUGAUGUUGUGCAGUUUUCAAAAUUAUUGACAUUACUCAGCCUCAAGGAUAAAUCAAGUACAAAAACAAUGGAAGCUGAAAAGGAAUCAGUAAAUGUAAAGCCAUCAGAUUACAUCUGCCGAGUUGACGACGAUGCACGAUGA